UUUGCCGUCGUUGUAAUGAAUACCGGUAUCCGUGGAAGACUGCUUUUUUACGCAGAAGCAGCAGGAUGGAUGGGGGCCAAACUGACCAAACGAGUUGAAAACGUUUCGCAAUUUAUAUAAAUACAGCUACAAAGUCUUAUAAUACUUAUUUAAUUGAUUUUUUGUUUUAUGGUUUACGCAAAGAUGAGGAUUCCAAAUUUUAUUGAACCAUUUGCAAGAUGAAAUCCAUGGCGCUUCUCCAAAAGCAUCGCCGGAAUCAUUGGUACUUACUUCCUUCGUACGCGGCACUAGCGCGGAUUGUAUGAUUUGCAGAACUGAACCAGACGUUACUCCAAACGUAGUUGUUUGUUUAAGGGAAACUAAUACCCAGGUACUACUUAUGGUUAGAGCGACUUUUGCAAAGGUGUAUUUGGAACUGUUCAUUUGUCAUUGAUAUUCACAGCUAUGCAGCCUGUGCUGGCGAAUGCACUUUGACUUAAUGUUAGCUAACCGGUAAGCCUAAGCGGUAAGCCUAAGCACACCAGAACAACAAUACUGACGAUUUCUGACCAUGCUACCUAUUUUAACUUUUCGGCUGAAAACGAACUGGAUGUUGUUCGAUCAUUACAACAAGCAGGUGACGAGUGAUCCUUGAAUGGUUCCACAUUUCGCUAUUAUGCAAACCCAUCCAGUUCCAGUUACCGCACAACAGAAUGCUGCAUGCACUUUUGCUUAUCACACUGACCACAGGACAACUGCUCAUCGCCACCUUGUUCAAUAAAAGCGGCUUAACCUCCGCUUCCGGUGCCCAAGUGGUUACACCUGUGAGCAGCCGGAGUAACUCACGCAUCCGAAUUAGUAAAUCGGAGAAUAUUACCAUUCAUGUGUGUUCCAUUGUGGAAUCCGACGGCACAGACAACAUUGUGAACUUUGAGAAAAUCCGUGCGGCGGUUCAUGUGGGAAUCAACGAAGCCAACAAUGGAAUAUUACCACCCGGGAUCAAGCUCCAGCUGCACUACCGAAAAGCCGGGUCGACUUGCUCCGCACGCAAUGAUGCUUUCAAAAGCAUCAUGGAACUGUAUGUAGCCAAUAUCACUUGCGAUGUUUAUAUCGGUCCAGGAUGUGAUGAUGCGGCCGCGGAUAUUUAUGCUAUCGCUGCCGACCAGAAUGUUCCGUUGAUUGCCUGUCCGGCUCCGAAUAUCGUGGAUGCACUAGGUGCGGAGCGGAAAGAUCUGCCGUAUUUAAUACGUACAUCCUUCACCCUGCCGGAUAUCUGCAGCAUUAUCGUUACGCUGCUGUACCAAUAUCAAAACUACACCGAUAUUGCGGUGUUCGUGGAUACGGCCAGUAUCUUUUAUGGGACGUUGGGCGAGAAACUACGGGUUUAUUUGCGAGGAUUUACCAGCGGACAGAUUCGGUCUGUUUGGGAAUUUAUGAGAGCGGAUGCAGAAGACGAAAGUUACCGAUCCACUUGCCGGCAGGCUCUGAUAAACGCCAACCAUAGCACCAGAGUGAUUCUUCUUUUUGGUGCCGCAAAAUUCACUCGAGAUUGUCUGAUCGUUGCGGCACAGUUGAACAUGAUCCUGGGAGAGCACGUCUAUAUUGCCAUUGAACUGUAUCAAAGUGAAGUUUGGGGCACAUUUCGUUUUGAUCUUGACGAUCAAUUCGAUCGAAUCGCCAAAGAAGCGUACAAAUCGUUGGUCAUAUUCUCGCUUUACGAAUCAAACGACCAUAAUGCAGCCGAAUUCGAAAGAGUUGUCAGGAAAACGUCUAAAUCUUUGAACCAGUAUGCAUACCGCCCGUUCGAAAACGUUGAUCCGAUAGCGACGAGUUACUACGAUGCUUUUAUUUUAUAUGCACAUGCCGUGCGAUCCGUGUACAGUCAAGGUGGGAACUAUACGCAAACUCAUCUGCUUUUGUCUAAAAUGAAGAAUGUUACGUAUACAACACCGUAUGGAGAAAAUAUCACCAUGAACUUCUACGGCGAUCGAAGGGUUCUCUAUGCUAUAAAGUCAUUUGAUCUGGACGAGGAAGUUUUCAAACUUGCAGUCAAGAUAGAAUAUGGGAGAGUGCGUGUGUUAUCGCCAAUUAACUGGAUUUGUCCAGAUGGUCAGUCGUACACGUGUCGACUACCUCCCAACCAACCCCGCUGUGGAUUCAAUGGAGAAUUAUGCAGAGCCGUUGCUCCACUUUCCGUUCCUGGAAACGUUGCGGCAUUAGUUCUGUGUCUUCUGGUAUUGAUAACCGGGGUUUCUGCUGCAGUGCUCUACAGAAGGCGCCACCACGAAAUUGACCCUCUUUGGUGGAGAAUCAGUGAGUCGGAUGUAGUCAUUGCCAGUCGUGGAAAAAGUUACUCCAGUCUUCGGCGCAGUGAACGAUCCAUGGGAGAUCUCUCCGACAGUGAAACCGAAGGCCAGAAAUCAGCCUUCAGCACAUUUAUCAUGUUGACAUAUAAAAACAACGAUAUAAGUGCUACCGCGCUUCCAGAGAAGCAGUUUCAUGUCACCAAGGACCUGAUCAAACAAAUGAAUUUGGUUGAACCUCUACGGCACACCAACCUCCAUAGAUUUGUUGGAAUCGUUGUUGAUGAGCGCAACUGGUGCGUGUACCGCUGUGGGGAGUUCUGCUCGCGUGGCACUUUAGAGGAUGUUCUGGAGAGUGAAUCAUUGAAGUUGGACUGGUCGUUCAAAUAUUCGCUUAUGAAAGACAUCUGUGAGGGAAUGACCUUUCUCCAUGUCUCUUUUCUGGAAUCACACGGCUUUUUGGGUGCCCUUUCAUGCUUAGUGGACAGCCGUUUUGUAGUCAGAGUUACGGAUUAUGGACUUAGUCUUUUGCAUGAAUUUUGGGAGUAUUCACCUCCGGAGGAAUCAGAAACAACGAGAAACUUCAAACAGUUGCUGUGGCGAGCUCCAGAAUUGUUAAGGGAACCUAUGCCAAAAUAUGGAACGCAGGUCAGAAUCUGCCGGUUUCCACAAACUUUUUUUCUCUGCAAUGGGGAUUUUCUUUUUAACACUGUUAUUUUAUUAUGUUGCACGCGAACGGAAAAGAAAGGGGAUAUUUACAGCUUUGCAAUCAUUAUGUCGCAAAUUAUUUUACAAACGGCUCCUUUUGAACCGCCCGGAGACGAUAAUCAGGAGGAGCAGAGUAAUCCGAAAUCGUUAGCGCAGCUUUCCUGGCUGAUAUCUGCGAAAGACAUUGUUUUGAAGAUAAAAGACGGUUGUACUCCACCUUUCCGGCCUAUCAUUCCGCCGUCAGCAUGCCCUGGAGAUUUGCUAGCCUUGCUACAUCGUUGUUGGGCAGAAUAUCCAAGUGAUCGUCCAACUUUUUCCAAAUUACGCGAAAGUGUUAAGAUAACCGCUGGUAAUAUGGGAGAAAACAUCAUUGAUCACCUCAUAAAGGAAAUGGAAAAUUAUGCCAAUAGUCUGGAAUCCAAAGUGGCGCAACAGACGCAGCAAUUUCUGACCGAAAAGGAAAAAACAGAGGAAUUGCUCUGUCAGCUGCUUCCAAAGUCAGUGGCGGCAGCAUUAACGAAAGGCGAAAUUGUGGAGCCAGAAUAUUUUGAUAUGGGAAGCGCAAUGGAUGUGGUUAACCUGUUAAACGGAUUAUACACACUUUUUGAUUCAGUUCUACUAAAUUAUGAUGCUUAUAAAGUGGAAACCAUUGGGGAUGCCUAUAUGAUUGUUAGUGGAUUACCGGAGCGUAAUGGUGAAAAGCAUGCUGGACAGAUUGCUAUGGUGGCCAUGGACAUCGUAAACAAUAUAUCGACGUUCAAAAUCAAACAUCUUCCUCAUAAGAAGCUGCAAAUUCGAGUAGGACUGCAUUCAGGGUCAUGCGUGGCAGGUGUUAUGGGACAAAAAAUGCCGCGAUAUUGCUUGUUCGGCGAUACGGUGUUAAUAGCGUCUCGGAUGGAAUCGUCCGGUGAACCUAUGCGUAUUCACAUAACGCUGGAGACAAAGAAUCUACUUGAUGCGGAGUUUGAAAUAAUUCUAAGAGGAGAAACGCUUUUAAAGGAUAAAGGCUUGAUGGUGACUUUCUGGCUCGUUGGAAAAAGUGUUCCUCGUGCUGAAACAUAGCAAAGUAAUAAAACAAAUUGGUCGCAAUGUUUUCUGUAUUAAAAAGUGUGGCGCAUCCUAACGAGAACAAAUCACAAUCAUCAACUUUAUUUUUAUGAAGGUGGUCAUUUAUCCUUUUUUCGAGCCUUUCCAGUUUGCGCAGCUGCAUUUUGUAAUAAAUCUUAACCAAGGGGCUGUGUACAGUGUUUGAGUGGAUGUUGUGGCAUGCGGAAAUUUCUGUUAUUUACCGUGUGCUCUAGAGGAAGGUCACUUCAUCACGUUCCGAUAUUUGCAGCAAUUGUCCCUUUUCCCGAACGUACGUGAUUGCAAAAGAAGGAUUCUGUUAACAUUAAUUU
Messenger RNA from Paramacrobiotus metropolitanus, 4387 nucleotides. Its product is annotated as atrial natriuretic peptide receptor 2-like. Gene Ontology annotation, cellular component: membrane. The record is from RefSeq and is a predicted model, not a curated record. Gene Ontology annotation, biological process: protein phosphorylation; intracellular signal transduction; receptor guanylyl cyclase signaling pathway. Lineage: Eukaryota; Metazoa; Tardigrada; Eutardigrada; Parachela; Macrobiotidae. The transcript has 22 exons. Bases 693 to 4052 code for a protein of 1119 amino acids. Gene Ontology annotation, molecular function: ATP binding; peptide receptor activity; protein kinase activity.